GCCUGGCAUAAUGGACUCAAACUUGCAAUCUCCAGCCCAUGACAAUACUGACAAAAAUGCAUUUCGCAAGCCUUCUGGAGACUCAUCUCAUAGGAAUUAUCGCCGUCAUUCUCCAGCUGAUGGAUUGCCGUCAUCUGAUGGUAGCCCCAAGCAUGAUCGCAGCACGGAUCCAAAUCCAUCAGGGGGAGGCUCUGGAAAUGUCUCUGACAAUCAUGCAAGGAAGGAUGAUGGCAGGGAAGAAGAAAGAGAUUAUGGCAAGAAUCACCAUGGCAGGAGCAGUGAUUCUUUUAGACAUUCUGAUCGACUGUCAUCCCGGAGCUCCUAUGGUCACUCUAGAAAUGAAGAAUACAAUAGAUAUGACAAGUAUGCCGAUGAAGACAGAUACCAUGAGAGGCUAUCUUCUCGCUCUGGACUUGAGUCAAGGGGUGAUCAUACAAGAGAAGGGAGUGAUAAUAGGUCCAAAGAUCAUCUACGAGCUGUGGACAAAUAUUCACGUGACAAGUAUGAUAGGUCAGAGUAUAGGGGUUCAGAUUAUAGGAGCAAAGAAAAGGAUAGAGAAACCUACUCGGAGCAUCUAAAAUAUAAAGGGAAGGAUUCUUUAUAUGACAGAUCUCGAUCUGGAAGGAAGCAUUCUCCGUACGAUGAUGUGGAAAGGGAGAGGCGUUCAAGGGACAGUGAUUAUCGAGAUGAAAGAAGAGAUUCACACAGAAGUUAUAGAGAUUACAGAAGUGAUCGGGCAGUCUCCUAUUCUGAGUCAAGGAGCCAAAGAGAUGACCCAGGUUCACGGAAAGACAGUGCUAAAUAUCGUCUAAAAGAAGCUUAUGAAAGUGAACAAAAGGAACUGGACAGUAAGAGGUUUGGUAGGGACUCUCAGAUUAGCGAGGACCUUGAUAGAAACACCAGAAAAACUGGGGAGCAAAUCAGUAAUGAAGAUAGAGAAUCUUCUGCCAAAAAAACGAAGUUGUUUGGCACUGAAUAUGGAGAUGAAAGCCAGACUUCAAUUUCGAAGCAUCCUCAGGAGAGUAAUGUGAAUUUAGGGACUACCCAGGGCAGUGGUUCAGAGUUUGCCAAUGAUCUAAAUAGUGCAAAGGUUGCAGCCAUGAAAGCAGCUGAAUUAGUUAAUAAGAACCUAGCUGGCGCUGGUUGCUUGACUACUGACCAAAAGAAGAAGCUCCUGUGGGGCAGCAAGAAGAAUACACCAGCAGAGGAGUCUGGUCACCGCUGGGAUACAGCACUGUUUUCUGAUAGGGAACGUCAAGAGAAGUUCAACAAACUCAUGGGUGUGAAGGGCGACCCCCAGGUGGAGCAAAGAUCCAACGAUCAAAAUGUGGAGAAGCAGAGGGAACAGCUCCAGAUGGAUCUAGAGAAGCAGUACACUGCAGGUCUUCGUCGGCGAGAUGGCCGUACAGUUGGAUUAGGACUUUAAACAUUCGCUCAACAGCUUUCCCAUCGUUUGACCUGCACUAUGGUGGUUAUUACGCUUCCCUGCUCUGGAGGAUUUUGUUACUUGUUUGUUUUAUUUGGGAGCAUGAUUUGAUGUCAGCCACAUGGAAUCUUGGCAGUUGUUGGGAGUUUUCUAGUAGACAGAAACUCGUUUAUGUUAUGGAUAUUCUUGUAAUUGGAGGUCAAAUUUUAUCUUGUAAUGCGUAUAAAA
Molecule: messenger RNA, 1654 nt
Organism: Neltuma alba
Lineage: Eukaryota; Viridiplantae; Streptophyta; Magnoliopsida; Fabales; Fabaceae
Product: arginine/serine-rich coiled-coil protein 2-like
Source: RefSeq, a predicted model, not a curated record